This is a messenger RNA of Linum trigynum, 6960 nucleotides long. The record is from the annotation of a GenBank genome assembly. Lineage: Eukaryota; Viridiplantae; Streptophyta; Magnoliopsida; Malpighiales; Linaceae.
GAACAUUGGGCUUAAACUAUGAUGUCAAGCAAAAGUACGCCUUUUCACUUAAGCGCUUCACGGUCUGGAGCGGGUUUUCACGGUCAGAUGACCGUGAAAUGAUGAACACCCACGAAGCGUGCAAAACCCUCCUGGAAUCCAUGCGCUUCACGGUCUGCUCCCUUCUUUACGGUCUGGUGACUGUGAUCUGUUGGCCUCCACCCUGAACUGAUGUUGUUUGCUCCCUUUAGACCGGUUUUUGCCCCCUUUUUGUCAAACUUUCGUUCCAUGGGUUGAUUUCACCUAUUAGGAUCUGCAGCAUACUAAAAACAACCACAACCUAGCGUAAAACCGAACCGUAUAGAGUAAAAGUGACUCAAACAUCUAACGAAAACUGGGGUAAAAGGUGUACAAUUAGACCCGAAUCACUCCCCCACACUUUGACAGUUGCUUGUCCCCAAGAAAACCAAUUCCAAACAAGGUAAUAUCUCAACCUAACAAGAUAACUUGGGGACAUAUCGAAGGGCUCAAAGCGGGUGAAUCUCAAUGGCUAUUAGGCAUCAACACAUGAACCGUUACAAGCAAUACCACUAUCCACCACAAACGACAUUCGAAAUGCAUUAAGAACGUGCAAAUGAAAAGUUCUCACCUUGUUCACAAAUCAGUACAAGUCUCCACACGACUACUCACCAACAACAACUAACCAUGCACAGAGUUCAAGUCCAAGGAACAAACGAAUGGGCAACAUAGAUCCUCACUGGGAUAAGAUAUGAACAUGAAAAAUGUGACUGAAUCACUCACUAUCGACCAAUGGGGUCAGGACCAUUUGGUGUAAAAGAUGUGGACAUUCAUCAACACUCGGUCCUAUCGUCUCUUCACCAUGACGGCAACCUCUAAAUGCUAGAGUUCACAAGAUUGUUGUCAUCACUAGGUUGUCUGGAGGUUUUAGACACGGGUUCAAAUGACUGGCAAGGGUCUUGGACAUGGGGAAAAGGCCUUGGUGGCAAGCAAAGCAUGAGGUUUUACAUCUUUAACUAAACCCAAGGUUCUAUGGUUUUGACUAGAACCUUUCCUACAACCAACGACCACUAGCAUCGGCCACAAAAACCACACUUCCCUUCUUCCUAACCAUCACCACCACGAACUACAUUCAAGCACACUUCCUCGACUAAUCCUGCUAUCCAAAUUUCAAUCAUAGUAAUAAAGGAGGUCAACAAUCAAUUAGGUGUUUCAAUGACUUGAGUGCCAAGAAACCAUUUCUAGAGCAAAAACAUCAUCAUUUAUUGGAACUCUCUAACUUGUAUUUACCCCAUUUAUUACCUCUUUUUUGAUUUUUUUCCUACUUUCCUUUUCUUUUUCUUUUCUCGUUUUCGAGGGGGGUACUGGAGAACUAAACACAUGCCACUACAACACUUAAUGAACAAUGCUCUCUAUUAAGAACUUCCUCCAACACUACCUUUUCAUUCCUAGCGGGAACCGUGCAAAAUCCACCUAUGUAGAACCUCAUUGGAGCUCAAAAGCGAGAGCUCUAUGACACAAGGAUGGCUCACAAUGAUUUAUACAUGAAGAAAGGAAAGGGUCUUUCUAUCAAUCACCAUUAAGCUAAAAAAUCACAAGCUCUUUAAGUUGAGAACGACCCAAAGUCACACAAAGGGGUUGACUAGGAGAUAAGAUGUUUCGGGACAAUCAACUUUUGGACGUGGACUAAUCCUAUGCCUCCAACAUACUUUUGGAAUUCAUAUAAGGUGAUACAUACACCCCCCCCCCCUUGGGACUCAAUGUCCUCGUUGAGGUUUUUCCCACCAUCAUUCAAGAGAGACGCGAAGAGGCUCUGAUACCACUUGUAACAUCCCAAACCUUUUCGCGAUGAAGAUAUUGUCCGCUUUGAGCCUCAACCCUCACGGUUUUUUACUUGGCGCACAAUUCAAGGUGACUUCCCAUAAGGUCACCAAUCCUUGUUGUACUCUACACUGAGCAUGUUUAACUUCGGAGUUCUCACAAGAACUGAGAACUCCUCAAUCUCACCCAAAAACGCGUCGUGUCAGUUAAGGCCAGUUUCUUACUUAUGAACAAUGGAUCUCUCUCAUCCUUUGUCGAUGUGGUAUUCGCCUAAGGUGUUACAUAAGGUCACCCAUCCUUGUUGUACUCUACACUAAGCAUGUUUAAAUCAUCUUGGUAGGCUUUAACAUAACUCGUUCAUGCCUUUUGUCUCGACCGAUUCGUACACAUUGGCUUAAUCUCUUGGUCAGGGUUCUUAGUGGCUUAACUAAAUGUGCAUGAUUUAUCCUUAACUAGUCGCUUCCUUUGGAUGACAUCCUACUAUGCCGCACCCAUUUAGAGUGGGGGACCUUGGAUAAGGUAACUUAGUGCUUUCCUCUUCCUCGGUAAUGCUUUUCCUCAUUGUACUUCUUUAUGCAGCUUCUCAAACUCGAGUCACCUAUGGAUAUUCGCACUCCUUUAUCAAAAUUUACAUGUUCUUCCUCGAAUUCAUAUAAUCUACUACAUUGCUAGUACCACUUCCCUGUUAAGGACAUAGAGAUAGAUGGCUCCUUAAAGUCCACCACUACUUAUAGUUUCCUUACCAACCACUAAAUUAUUUAGCGAUACAUUCUCACAAAGGAGCUUGCAACUCCCACUUUAGACUUGCCCAAUGGAUUCCUUGAAAUCUCGCCAAACUCCCCCUCACCUUCUUGCUCUCUCCUGGUAUCGUACCCCAAUCCUUCUUAUCACGACCAUUAAAUAUCUUCCUCGAAUUCUCUGCCAUUUGUGAGAACUUCCAUUGAACGUGCUACUCGCUUGUCCAUACCCAGUUGGCUAAAGAUCUACAUAAUGAUAUUCAUUUUUUAUGUUUUGUCAAACAUAAGACCCCAUACCAACAUCAUAUCAGUGAUAAUAUUAUUAUAUGAUCCUGAUAUGAUGCCGUCAAAUUAUUUUGUCAAACAUAAAACCUUAUACCAACAUCAUAUCACUGUCGUAUCAACAUCAUACCACUAAGAUAUCAUAAUUCAAUCACGGUCAGUGUUAAUAACGUGAUAUGACAGUGGUAAAAUGAUGUAAAAUAAUUUCCUCCAAAAAUAUCAAAAUAGAUAUUAUCUUGUAGAGCACUAAAUUUAUGAUUUUUUGUGCAAAUUUUUUUUGAAAUCCAAUGUAAAGGAAUGAGCUAUGAUCCAUUGAAUUUUUGUUAGUGAAGUUAAAAGUGCUUUAAAGGACCCCUGGCGAUCCGCACCAACAUAAGAAAAGAGAAAGGGAACACAAAAGAUACACUGCACCUAACCGCAGAAGGAAAAUGCAGGUUUUAAAUUCAAAUGUCACAAAUAUACUCCUUCAUGUUAAGGACCAUUAGAUCACUCUUCCCACCAAUUUGAGUCAUAGGUAUGAGUCUUGUAGUGCUACAAAACCCAUGAGUUUUGUAUCAGAACCUCUACCAUAAUUUUUUUUUUACUUUUUUUCCUUUCGAAUCGAUAUCAGUUUGUUUUGCAGUAAGAAAAUAUGAUGAAUAUUUGAUACUUAAAAAAAACUCUUUGUUAUCUGAAGUAGUGAAAGCGAGGUGCGAGCGAUUGCCUGACCCGCAACCCACCCAAAUGGGUGUAGAUAAUAAAUUUUCUAGUCACGUUCCACACCAAUCACCUACUCACUACGGUUUUAGUUAUUUACCAGCGGAUCAAUAUUAAAUUGCAGGUUACCCAUGUCCACCUUAAUUAUUGGGUGUAAUUCUGCGAGGAACCAAUUGACAACUAUUAAAUGUUCACCCGCAACUACUAGUUCAAAAUUUUUAGGUCUAAGUCAAGUUCUCUCCCUUCUCUCUUCUCCUUUCUCCAAACCACGUCUGCGGUUAAGCUUCCUCAGACCAUUAUCGCCGUCGUGCGACUCUGAUUUCGCUCUUCCUGGCGACGUGCCUCCGCAUUCCAAGCGGUUGGCUUUCUUAAUGGAGACGAUCGACCCCCUUAUAAGGAGUCGAUUGAGAAAAUUUGGGGUUCAUCUCCUUCCUGUUGCAUCUUUUCCCCCUUUUUAUUUUCCUCUAUUUCCUUUGAUUGCAAUGGCUGCCGAGAUUGUUGUUGUGUUCAAUGAUGAAAUAAUUGCUAUGGAGGAAGAACGAGCAUAUCUAAUUCUCCGAGGGAAGAUCCAUGGACCAGGCCUACCCCCUGGCAGCCUCCAACAGUUCUUGGGCGAAUUUUGAAGAUGCAAUGGCCUGGUGAUGGUUCUGGCGGCUAACGAGGAAUCAAACCAAUUCAUCUUCUAAGAUCCAAGUGACCAUAAGAGAUUGUUGGACUCCACCCCAUCAAUCAUGCCAGGAUUUCUCAUUCACUUCUGUGCCUAGUGCUCGCCGACCAAAGAGGUGCUGUCGAGAUGGAUCGUGUAAUCCUCUCGGUCCAAUUCUCGAAAGUCCCAACAGAAGGAGACACUGUUCUGAUCGAUGUCUGGGUGUGGCUAUGGGUGAUCUCAAGGAAGUUGUUGUUCGUGUUGGGAGUAUCACUGGCGGAGUCUACUUGCUCGCUAAAGUGGGAUUGGAUGUCAAACUCCCUCUCCCCCAAUCUGUACAUGCUGCUCAUGAGUAUUCCAUUAAGGGUUCCUUCAAGGUUGUUGUUUUAUAUGAAAAACUGCCCCUGUUCUAUUUUUGUUGUGGUGUGUAGGACAUACUAGCUCUCACUUUCCUUCAAGGUUGUUGUUUUAUAUGAAAAACUGCCCCUGUUCUAUUUUUGUUGUGGUGUGUAGGACAUACUAGCUCUCACUUUCCUUCAUAUGGGAAGCAUAUCUUGGCCUAUGACAAAGGACCAAAGGUGAAUGAAUUCACCAUACGAAGGAGGAUGACUCAUUUUUCUUGGAACUGCCAAUCGGCCAGGCAAAAUCUUGUGAGGUUGGGGCAUGCUAGUGUUGAACGCCAAAGGAAGAGUCUCCCAUUCUCGGCUGAUCAGAGCACCUCAUGGAUCCAUAUAUUGUCCCUAUAUCCAUCACAUGAGGUUGGGCUUCCUCUCUGGGAGGCCUGUAACAUCCCGAACAUUUUCCCGACGAAGAUAUUGUUCGCUUUGAGCCUCGACCCUCACGGUUUUUGACUUGAGGUGCAAUUCAAGCUGACUUCCCAUAAGUUUUGAUGAAGAUAUUUUCCGCUUUGAGCCUCGAUCCUCAUGGUUUUUGAAUUGGGGUUAAAUUCAUAGUGAUUUCCCAUAAGGUCACCCAUCCUUGUUGUACUCCACACUGAGUACGUUAAACAUUGGAGUUCUUGUUGGAAGAAGCUUGAUUAAUGGCACCGAGAAAUUAUGGAAAGAAGAAUAAGCAGCAAGAAUAAAAAAGGGGAAGUCUUGCUAUAAAGAUCAGAUGCAGCAAUCAAGAGAUUUGAUCACUCAAAUCAUAGCAUCAAUGGUCAACAAGCAAUAGUGUAUAAAGGGUAGAAUAGUGGGGUGAACAAUCAUCUUUUUCGAAAUCAUUCAAUCAGGUUACAGAGAGUACUUGUCAUAGAAUAGAAAAAGAGAGAGUUGUCAGGGAGAUAGCUUGAGAGUCAGUAGUGAUAUCAAAGUCAAAGUUUUGUAGGGAGUAGACCUUUGAAAGGGAUUCUGAUCUGUGACAGGGAGUCACCAAGAGAUUGGUUGUUGUAUUAUGCAACUCGGAUACAAAUCAUCAUAGUGGAUCGCCAAAGGGUUCAAGCAGAACUCCUUUGGCCGUGGACUAGUCGGUAUUGCACAUUGCAUACCGGAAACCACAUAAAAAUCUGGUGUUAUCAUUUUUGUUCUUCAGUUUCUGUUUGCUCAAGUUGUGGUGCUCUGUUUUGGUAUUGUGUGCAGGGUUCUGGAAUUGAAAGCCGAUCUAAGGAGGAAGAAGGAGAAGUUCGGAAUACUAAACUCCCCGUUUCAAAGUUAAACGCCGAGUAUUGUUAUAUUCUACCACCGGGCCACUUUCUUCAAACAUGUCACUUUUAAUUUUUAUGUGGCAAGCAAUUUUGGGCUGAAAGUAAGUAAAUCCCAUUAGACUAAUUAGAAGUCAAACAAGAAACCUAGGCGUGGUAACAUCUUCUUUCGAUCAAAAACUGCUCCUUAUGUCUUUCAUUCUAUUUUAUUCUUCGAAACAAAAUUCAGAAACCCUAACCACAGAAAACCCAGAAAGAAAUUUGAGUGUUUGCAGGAAACACUACAAGAAUCUCGCGCUCGAUUCAACCAACAUGUGGUAGCAGAGCCCGGCUCCGACAAAGAAGGCUUAACAACCUUUGGUGAGAAUGAGUUCGAGCUCGAUGAAUGGAAAUGGAGUUUUCAUGGCUGACGGAUUCUCACAAACCCGACCACCAAGGUUUGAGGGAGUGCACUAUGGUUAUUGGAGAAACAUAAUGGAGCUCUUCAUAGGGUCCACGGAUUCUGAUCUGUGGAACAUUGUUCCUGAUGGUCCACUCAAAGUGAAGGAAGCCAGAGGAAAGUGGAUUGAGCAAGACAAGAAGAAAUUUCAAUUGAACUCGAAGGCAACAAACUUGAUGUACAGCGCUUUGGGGCUUGAGAAGUAUCAUCGGAUCACUAGAUGCAAGAUAGCUAAGGAGAUUUGGGACAAACUCCAAGUCGCACAUUAAGGUAUAUCACACGUAAGGAUUUCCAGAAUCAAAAAGCUUAAACAAGAGUUUUAGAUGUUUGUGAUGAAGUCAGAAGAGUCCAUAAAAGAAAUGAACGACAGGUUCAGUACCAUAGUUAACAGUCUGAGAAAUUUGGAAGUUGAGUAUGCAAGUGGUGAUCUGGUUCGUAAAAUCUUGUGGGCACUUCCUAAGAGGUGGAAUCCCAAGGUGACUGUAAUUGAAGAUUCUAAGGACCUAACCAAGUUGAGUCUGGAUGAACUUAUGGGAUCUCUGGUCACUCACGAAAAUAAACUAAGAAGAGAAGAAAGGGAAGAACCUAGAAAAGAGAAAAAGGGUAUAGCAUUCAGAGUUUCUGAACAAGAAGAAGAAUUGGACAGACUAGAAGAUAUGGAGGAUGAUGAACUAGCCAUGUUGAGUAAACAUGUGGCUAAACU